Molecule: messenger RNA, 705 nt
Organism: Oppiella nova
Lineage: Eukaryota; Metazoa; Arthropoda; Arachnida; Sarcoptiformes; Oppiidae
Source: the annotation of a GenBank genome assembly
AUCGGAGAGGGGAUCACAAAACUGUUCUCUAUAUUAGGGGCCAAUGUUGUGGUCACCGGUAGGACAGAGUCGGAAGUCCAGAGAGUCGCCAAAGAAGUGCAGGAAUUGUCGCCAAAGAAACUAAAACCAUUAGAAGUGGUUGGAGAUCUCACAAAAGCCGGUGUCAUCACUAAUUUAGUUCAACAAACUGUCACAACAUUUGGCAAAUUAGAUGUAUUGGUGAACAACGCCGGUAUAAUUAAGACACUAAACAUCACCCAAACAGACGUAAUGCAAGUUUGGGAUCAGCUCUUCGCCAUAGACUUGAGAGCAGUCGUCGAACUGAUCCACGAAUCGGUUCCACAUUUGGAGAAAACUAACGGAACUAUCAUUGAUAUCUCGGGCAUUGCUGCCAUCGCUCCGCUGUCUCAGGCACUAAUCCCCGGCCCCGCAAAAGAUAUGAUGACUCGAGUACUGGCCCUUGAAUUGGGUCCCAAAGGCAUUCGUGUCAACUCUUUGAGCCCGGGCACUAUACAAACACGUGAAAAGUUGGACCCUAUGUAUGAAAUGGCAAAGAAAAUAACACCACUCCAGCGAUUGGGACAACCAUUAGAUAUCGCCAAAGCCGUGGCAUUCCUGGCCUCAAGUGACGCCACAUUCAUAACCGGCGUUAAUCUGGUGGUCGACGGCGGACUCGUCUAUAAUUUCGGUGCUUUUAAUACUCUC